CCUUCGAAAUUCCAACCGCCUGAAGUGGCGACGCUGUUAUAAACUUCCACGUCAAGGUCACAUUUGCGUUUGUCCACCAUGGCGACUGACUCGUUGUUCUCGUACAAGUUUUCAGACUAUGUGCAAGGGGCACAGUCCCAGCACGACGUCGCCGCCAAGAUAUGCAAGCAACUGUCCCUCGACCCCAACAUGACUGUACAAGCUCUCGUGGCGCAGCAUUUGGAAGGGUUGGCCGUGCCCCCAAAGCAGGCCACCAUUCCGACGCAAACCAUUUCUCACGCCCAGUACUUGCAACGAGGCCAUGUUGUUCAUUCCAUCGUCCACGAAAUUGUCUCUCGGCACCUUCUUCACGACGCCAACCCGGUCGUGGAUCUCUUCUCCAUCGACGCAUUCGUCGCGAGGGUGUCAUCGUUGAAGGACGCGUUUCCACCUUCAUGGCUGCAUGCGCUGGCCAUCAAGGCCAACCCCCUUUCUGGCAUUUUGCUGGCCGCCAAGCCUUUGGGCGUAGGGCUCGAGACAGCGUCGAUCGCGGAAGCCACGCACGCGUUGAACCUCGGGUUCGCCCCUCGCUGUGUGAUCGUCGACUCGCCCUGCAAAACCACCGACGAUUUGAAGGCGUUGCUGCAACUCGGGUGCUACCUCAACCUAGACAACGUGGACGAAAUCCACAAAGUCCACUCCCUUUUGGCCGGCACAGUCCCGGACGCCCUUCUUGGGCUGCGGAUCAAUCCUGUCGUGGGGGGUGGGGCCAUUGCUGCCUCCAGCACCGCCACCGCGACGAGCAAAUUUGGAGUGCCGUGGACGGCCGCCACAGAUGCCGACUUGAUAGCCCUGUAUCGGGAUCACGCUUGGCUGCAGGGCGUCCAUGUACAUGUGGGCUCUCAAGGUUGUGCCCUGUCGCUUCUGGUGGCCGGUGCGCAGCGAGCGGUGGCGUUCGCCAAGCAGAUCAACCAAGCGCUGGGGCGGCAUCAAAUUCAAGUGGUCGAUAUUGGAGGGGGGGUGCCCACAGUUUACAACGGGAUGGCCGAAGAGGCCGUCGAGUUUGCAGACUACGCUGCUUUGCUCCAGGUGUCUGUUCCGGAACUGUUUUCGGGCGAGUUCCGCGUCAUGACGGAAUUUGGGCGCAGUGUGUUUGCCAAAGCCGGAAUUACACUCUCGCGUGUGGAGACGGUGAAACGCAUGAACGGUAACACAUUCAUAUAUCGUGGCUGACGACGGUAUGUAUGGAGUGCAUGUUUAUGUACUCUCACAGGUCAAAAUAUUGCCGUGGUGCACUGUGGCGCCAACCAGUUCCUCCGCCCAGUGUACUUGCCCACGACGUGGCCGCAUGUGUUUUCUGUGUUUGAUGCCCACGGGGUUCUCAAAACAGGUAAUUUGGUGCCACAGGACAUUGCAGGUCCGCUUUGCUUUUCCGGCGACGUCCUUUCCCGCGAUGUGCAUUUGCCUCAAAUCGAGGCGGGAGACUACUUGGUCAUGCACGACACUGGCGCGUACAACAUGGCCAUGUAUUCCAAGUUCAACAGCAUUCAAGCGCCUGCUGUCUAUGCCUAUCGCAACCACGGUAAGCUGAUGGAAUCGGCUUUGACAACGCUCAUAACGUCUGCAUGCGCUAGGAAACAAUGGGAUUCAGUUGAGUCUGGUCCGCACGAGGGAAACGGUGGCGGAAACGCUGGCGUUCUGGGGGCCCACGGAGCCGCUGUCGUGGUCGUGACAAGAAGAUAUUUGUGCCCCUUCAAGAUAACUUUUAGGGCUCCUCUGGAUGCCACAAAUUAUGGCAUAAAAUGACGAAAAUCUCCAUAAAAUGGUGAAAUGACAAAGCCGCGAAGUUGUUUCGUCUGGA
Messenger RNA from Aphanomyces astaci, 1840 nucleotides. RefSeq lists its product as hypothetical. The transcript has 5 exons. The coding region runs from base 79 to 1212 and encodes 377 amino acids. The record is from RefSeq and is a predicted model, not a curated record. Gene Ontology annotation, biological process: polyamine biosynthetic process. Lineage: Eukaryota; Oomycota; Saprolegniomycetes; Saprolegniales; Verrucalvaceae. Gene Ontology annotation, molecular function: diaminopimelate decarboxylase activity.